CCGGUCGGUCGGUCCCUGCGCACCGUCCCAACUCUGAGCUGCAAUCGAUAGGCGCCCUCCUAUUCUCCUCCCUCCGAGCGCGGCACCGCGCGCGCGAGAAACUUUUUCUGCGCACAUCAGCCGGACCCGGGGCCCCAAAGCGAGACGCCAGUGCGGACUCUGCAGAAAGUGGCAGUGAGCAGUGGACGUCGGCUCGGAAGAGCGGUGAAGAACUCUUGCACGCGGCAACUUUUUUUUUCCUCUCCCCUUAACUCUGUUUCCUUAAAUCCCGCUUGUGGCUGUUGAGUUUAAAUUUUCCCCCUGCUUAUCGCCUCCAAGUAGGCAACACUGGAAAGCGGCGGCGGCCAGCGCGCAGCGCGCCACCCGUAGGGAAGAAGAACCUGAGUAUACACAAGGCACGGCAAGCAAGAAGACCGCAGAGGCGGCUGCAUAAAGAAGAUCAUCCAUUUCGCGAGCAGCGACCCCGUGCCGGAAGCCAGAGAUGAGCGAGUGAGAAACCCAGCUGCGCAAUGCCAGCCCUCGGAGAAGCGAACGGCUCGUGGGACAGCCCGGCGUACAGCCUGCUGGAUUUGCUCAAUGGCGCCAACACGUCCUCCGUGGAGCUGGAAGUCCUGGGCAACGGAACAGUGCUGGAUAUCGUGCGUGACGCCAACCUCUCGCUGCUGGAGGAGAGCGACGCGAACGCGACUGCAGCGACCGUAGAGUCGGCCCACGUUCAGCAUGCGGCCCUCGGAGUGCUGCUGGGAUUUUUCUGUAUCGCGACUGUGUUCGGUAACGUGCUUAUUAUGGUCUCUGUGGCCAAGGAGCAGUAUCUGCACACCGUGACUAACUACUUUAUCGCAUCAUUAGCGACGGCGGACUGUCUGGUGGGCGCCGUGGUCAUGCCGUUUUCGGCCAUCCACGAAAUUAUGAACAAGUAUUGGAUAUUCGGCCAGGACCUGUGCGACGUCUGGCACUCCAUCGACGUCCUGGCCAGCACCGCGUCCAUCCUCAACCUCUGCGUCAUAUCGCUGGAUCGCUAUUGGGCCAUCACCGAUCCCAUCAGCUACCCGUGCCGUAUGACGCAGGCCAGGGCGACCACCCUGAUCGCCGUCGUAUGGGUCUGCUCCGCGCUCAUCUCGUUUCCGGCCAUCGCCUGGUGGCGUGCCGUGACCAAGCUGCCGCCUGCCGCUUUCCAGUGCGCCUUCACUGACGAUGUGGGCUACCUGGUGUUCUCGUCGACCAUAUCCUUCUACGCGCCACUCAUGGUCAUGGUGUUCACGUACUACCGCAUCUACAAAGCCGCCGCCGAGCAAACGCGAAAUCUCAAGCUCGGCUGCAAGCAGGUGCAGUCCUGCAAUGGCGAAGAAUCGACCUCUGUGACUCUCAGAAUCCACCGCGGGGGCAUGCUGCAGACGGCCAACAACUACAAGGCAGUGUUUGCGACUUCGAACGAAACCUUCGACCGGAACAACGCUACUGGCACAUCCAGAAACGUCAAGAACUUCUCGCUGAGCCGUAAGCUCGCCAAGCUUGCCAAAGAGCGGAAGGCUGCCAAGACGCUCGCCAUUGUCAUGGGAGUGUUCAUCCUCUGUUGGCUGCCUUUUUUCGUCACUAAUAUCUUGAUGGGUAUUUGCGGUGAGGCAUGCGUGAUGCAGCCGGACCUCGUGUUCUCCACAGUCACCUGGCUUGGCUGGAUUAACUCGGGCAUGAACCCGGUCAUCUACGCUUGCUGGAGCAGAGACUUUCGACGGGCUUUUGCGAACGUGCUUUGUUGCUGCUGCCCUGGCUACUUCCGCAAGCGGCAGCGUCGCCGCGACCGGCUUCGACGCAUGAUCAAGGAGGACGCCAGCCUGCGCUCGCAUAGCAUCGAGGAGGCUGUGCUAUAGCGACCGUCACUGGACAUCUAGCAGUCUAGCUGCCUGUCGCUUGCAUGACUGGCAGCGCAGACGACUGUGGCAGGAGCUGUUAUGAUCGCCAUACGGGUUGUUUUGUGCUACAUCUGACGUUCCGGAGCUCAUUGUACGGAUAAGCUAACUUCCCCGUAUCACAACAGCUUCAUGUUAAGCGGCCGAUCGCUCACUUCUAAGAAAAGAAGACAACGAUUUUAAAUUCGUUGCAUUUCUGUCAGCUCUGAAAAGUGCAGUGGAUCCUAUAAAGUAAGUCGAAGAUUUACUGUAGUAAGGAAGUAUUAUUACAUUUAUAAACACGACUAUUCUAGGCACACGUACCUCGAGCAUAAUAAAUGUCUAGGCGACUCAGUGCAACUGCGAAUACAUUAUCAGGCAACGUAAAACCAAAAGCACAAGUUUAUUGGGCUGAGAAAUAGGUGGCGGUUUAUGCACGAGGGGAGCAUUACGAGCAACACGGUGGAUGGCUUUGGAGCAUCUGUAAAUUGGAUGGAAUCCAGCGAAAGACAACGUACAAAGAAGUAGUAAACAGUGGGAGAAUUAGGAACUAACAACUCUAGUUCCAUCUUGUUGUGUCGACUACUUCUUUGCAUGUUGUGUUUUCGGCUGGAUUCCUUUCGAUUUAAGCACGUACACAUGUAGCUAUGACUGACUUUUCACCGUUCAAGCUACUUCAAGUAAAACAUAUAAUUAGCUACGAUCAGCGAUGAGUACAUGCAAGGUAAGCGAUUGCAUCGCUCCAACUUUUCAGCACUCCAACUUUGUUUUUGUUACUAUCGUAGCGCUGGUUGUAUAAAGGCUGCAGGUGCGUAGGAAGCAUGCCCUGUAUAGGACGUGAGGUCUAAAUUUAUUGGCAGAUAUUUCACUUAUAUCUGUAAGAACUAUGUCGAAGGAAACAAUGAUGAAUUGCUUAACGAAUAAAAAGUGCUAUCUACGAUUUCCUUACGUCACACUCCUGAAGCACAUAUUGUUUCAUAUAGUGACCUACAGGUGAUGUAACUGAGAAAAAAAUGUGGUUUGUUCUAAUGGAAGGGGAAACAGAAACAAAACUUGUCACAAAGCCAAAAAUGCUUUGUGACAUGUUCCUGCUAUGCGCUGCAUUUUCCCACCCAUAUUUGUACGACUAUCAAUAGCAGCGUACAAAAUAGAGUUCUUCAGCCACUGCGCACACUUUUAUAAGCGCACUGAACCGAGCUCCCGUCUGCGUCUGCUUCUUUCUGAAUCAGAGGCAGAUCCACACUUACGAGACAGCACGUAAGUAACGAGCUCAAUGAAAUAUUUUUGUGAUGUGAACGUUUUACUUAUGGCACUCAUUGUACCUCUUGUGUGUAAUGUUGAUUCAUCGCACGCUUUCUGGUCAUCAAGCUUGUAUAAGAGGCUAAAUAAUCCAUCCUGAUUUAAAUAUGUACUGAAGGAGAAGCUGACGUUUUAUGAGGAUGCCAGCUUCUCCUUUUCCCCACGAGUUUCCACAAACCUAGUAACAAAUGUUCAUUUUAUUCAUGUUGGGCUGCUGAUAUUCAUUGCGCUCAGUUAGAUUUCUCCUAAUUAUUCGGGUGACUGAGUUUAUAUUUCUUUUGCAGAGACAAUUACCAUAUUGGCAGUCUGGUGUGUAACAUACAAGUGUAUAUGCUGUAUGCUUAAGUUAUCAUGUUUUUGAGCAUGAGCGCUUGUCAUUUACUGCGCAUACGCAAAGCUUAUUUAUCGUUGAACACAUGUACAUAGUAUCGGUAUGGACGUCGUUGUAUAUUCACUUGUAUUCAACUGUAUCCACUGGCCUGUGACAGAAAACAUCUGUCACUACACGUGUGCAGGGUGUGAAUGAAACUGACUUAAAAGAGUACGGCCAGGCUGUCAUAUUGUUCACAAAGCCUUGUGCCACGAUCGCGAACUUAGCGCCUCACGUUUUGAGUGGUUCACGAGCUCAAGAAGCGUUUUCUUUCUUUGUUUUAUUUGUUGAUGCAUCUUUAUUUAAGGACUUUAGCCUUUAGAACCAUGAUGUUUAAUGUUACCUGUUGCGCAUUCAAAAUCUUAGUAUAAUUCAAGUUCACGGACUACAAAUAACGACUGGUACGUUUAUUUUCCUCAGUCAUUGUUCGAGAUC
This is a messenger RNA of Dermacentor albipictus, 3990 nucleotides long. Its product is annotated as dopamine receptor 2-like. Gene Ontology annotation, biological process: adenylate cyclase-activating adrenergic receptor signaling pathway. The record is from RefSeq and is a predicted model, not a curated record. Gene Ontology annotation, molecular function: adrenergic receptor activity. Lineage: Eukaryota; Metazoa; Arthropoda; Arachnida; Ixodida; Ixodidae. Gene Ontology annotation, cellular component: plasma membrane.